AGGUGUGUGUAGUAAAAUAACAACAGAUCGGAAUAUACAGACCCUAGAAUAACUGUACGUGGAUCUUAUAAAAGAGUUUGUGGAUUAAGACACGCUUACAGGAUUCGAUACUUUGUGUAUCAUUAAGUUGUUUUUACAAUUUACUUGUUAAUUUUGUUUCACGAGAUCGCGUGUACCCAGUCAUCGUACGUCAUGCUUUGAGUCACAGAUUUGCGCCUAAGCAGGGUCAAUGCUAUUUUGAGUGAUCGAGCCACGUUUUGUUUACAUUCGAUCGCUGUAGUACUUCCACGGGUUUGUACAUGGCAUUUUCAAGAACGGGUUAAAUGUUUAAUCAUUGUGUUUAGACGGCUGUGGAUUUUACUGAAAGGAAGAAGAAAAUGGGGAAAGACCACGAUAUUAUCCAGGCUGUGAAAGAUCGGGAUUCGUAUGGACUUCAGAAAAUUCUCACCAAACUCGGAAAACAGUCUAAAAACAAACUUUUGGGUUCCAGUAAAAAAGGGGGCAUCAACUACCAAGACAGUGAUGGCAUGUCAGCUUUGCACCAGGCGGCUCUGGUCGGAAACCUGGACAUGAUGCAGUUGUUGCUGGAGAACGGGUCAUCAGUCAGUAUCCAGGACAACAAAGGAAUGCUGGCCCUUCACUACGCGGCAUGGCAGGGCAAAUCGGAGCCGGUACACAUGUUGUUACAAUGGCAGUCCCCUACCAACGAGCAGGCUAAAGAAGGCGAGUCACCACUACAUCUCGCCUGUCAACAUGGACACUUCGAUGUGGUGAACCUCCUACUGCUACACCACGCUAACCCUACCAUAGUUAACAAGGAAUGGAAGACUCCACUGGACUUGGCCUGCGAGUUUGGGCGCUACAGAGUCGUGGAUUUACUUCUCCGGAGCAAUCUGUGUGCUGGCCUUCUCGCUGAAUCACCGAACGAUAUGAUCGAUAACAAUCGUACCACCUGCAUCCAUCUUGCCGCCAAAAACGGCCAUAUUGAAAUCAUCAGGUUACUGCUGCAGGCAGGGGUCAACAUUAACCGGGCCACACUCCGUGGAACCUGUUUACAUGAGGCAGCACUGUGUGGAAAAACUGAAGUCGUCAAACUACUCCUUGAUUGUGGCGUAGAUGUAAACAAAUCCAACUCGUACGACCAAACAGCCCUGGACAUCGUGACGACCUACACCACAACACGUGCCGCUCGCGACCUCAAACAGCUUCUUAAAGAGGCCAGUUUUGCGGUUAAAGCACGAGCGGUGAAGGAUUACUGUGACCUUUACGACACCAAGUCCCUGGCAUUUCGGGAAGGGGACAUCAUCAAGGUCAUAGAACAAGGUGAAAAUGCGUGGAAGGGCGUGGUGAUCAGCGAUAAUCGGAGGAUGUCGAAACCGGGAUAUUUCCCGCCAGAAAAUGUUGUCCUCAUCGACAGUUCAGUCCAUACAUUGAAACGAGGCAGGCGAGCCCCUAGUCUUCCCAGCAUGCAGCAGGUUCCAGACCUCCUUAGUCGCAGUCCCGGAAAUUACCAUUACACAAACCACGAUGUCAACCACUACGGAAGCGUAGGGGCAGACGAUUCCUUCCCUCCACCCCCCUCACCCCUUCUGUCCUCACUAUCUCCCAACAAAGAUUGCCAUGGUUACAUUCACCAUCACCAUGACCACAACGGUGCCUUAUAUCUGACGGGCCAUCAUGUUCACCCUCAGACCCAUACUCAGUACAGCUCUGUACCCGACAGUCAUAAUGUAAAUGGUAGACCAUACGAUAAUCACAACCAUGUUGGCGAACACAACUUACAUAAUCACCAUGGCGACUGGGCGUCACCAACACCGUACUCCAUCGUUGGUGACCUGAGGACCGCUAGUCCAGCGAAGGGCAGUCCGACCAAUAGUAAUCGUAAUAGUGCAGCUAGUAGUGAUAGUGGGCGGGGAUACAGUACAGGACACUUAGAACCCAAGGUAACACAUAAUUAUGCGAAUGUACAGAUAAACAACCAACAUCGUCUGUCUGGUCAGAGUUACGAGUCGGGCGUAUCGUCACGUCAGAGCUACCACAGUACGUCAAGUUCCAGCGUCGGCAGUCUGGAUCGUCUUGAAGAGGGCGGCUACAGCAGCCAAGUCAACGUGGCGGAGCUCGUACACGCAGGCUUGCCGGAUCAUGAAGUCUUGCGCUGCUGGCUUCGAGAUCUGCGCUUUGAAGAUUACCAUGGCAACUUUUUGCAAGCGGGCUACGACAUGCCAACGAUAUCUCGUAUGACUCCAGAGGAUCUGACGGCUAUAGGAAUAACAAAACCGGGCCACAGAAAACGCCUCAAGGCCGAGAUUGCUCGCCUUAACAUUCAUGAUGGUAUCCCGGAUCAUAAACCAACGUCAGUUAUGGAAUGGUUACACCUGCUGAACCUGGAGCAGUACCACGCCACACUAGUAAACCAAGGCUACGAUAACGUGGACUAUGUCACCGACAUCACCUGGGAAGACCUGGAGGAGAUUGGCAUCCAGAAACUUGGUCACCAAAAGAAGAUCAUGCUGGCAAUAGAACGACUGAAGAGGAUUAUGUCGGGUUCAAAACGUCUCUCCACCAUGGACAACAACAAACGUUCAUCCGGCGAGGCGCUGGAACCACCGGCCAAUAAUAACACACGAUGGUCAGCUGGCGAGGUCAUGUCGUCAUCGUAUAAUGGUCAAGACAUGGCCGGAGGCAUGCCCUACAAACCACGCCGAUCGUCUUCAAGUGAGAACUCUAAUAACGCUAACAUAGACUUCUCGUCGGCUACAUCGUCGCCAUUCAGGAACCGACACAGCAGUGAAAGUAGCAUCGAUUCCUGCUUCCUUCCUCCGAGUCCUAGUGGCAGCUCAACGUCAUCGUACCAGCCAGACGUCGUGGCCAUACAGGUCAAACGGUCAACAUCUCAGUCGGGUCCGGCACCGUACCAAAAGGAGUCUCGGGACAUGAGUGGUCAGACAAUCACUUAUCAGUCGUUCCAGGUUCCAGCUACAGGGCAGCGUUUGUCUGAUAGCAUGGACCGUGAGACUACGCCGACGGGUGACGACGUCAUGUACAUAGUACAAGGAUCGCCCAAGACAUCGCUUCCCGUGGCAACGGUUGUUCCUAAAGCAGCCAUUAAACCGAAGCCAGUUGCUAAAAUUAUCGCAAAGACAAAGCGUACUAGUCGCGAGUGUUCGCCAGACAUCAUAGACAUUGAAAAGCAUGAGAUUGAGAAAAACCAAGAUGUGUGUCACAGUCCAUCACAUAAUGGCGGACAUCGUAAGUCGGAUCAUAUUUACGAUCAGCCCCAGAUACACAGUUCAAUGUCUCCGUGUCACAAAAAGAUUGAACUGCAGGAAAUACCUGGUUCACCAAAGACACCGGUUCAUAAAAUCAACAAAAAUGGUGCUGUGACUGAGCCUAUAUUUGUCUCCACACAACAGGAAGUGACAUCACAGCCACAGAACUCUCCUCAACAGGGGUCACCUAGUGGUAAAAGUAGGAAAGUUCCACCUCCUCCUCCUCCAAAACGGACUAAUUCCAUCACACAACGAUCUGACCUUGGGGGAAAAGAGCCAAGGUCACCGCACUUUGCUGGAAGCAUACCUAAGUCUGCAGUACAGGGGCAACCAGUUGUUAAUAAACCAGAGCAAAGUUCACAUGUAAAGGAGCAGGCAUUUGCAAAUUGUGUUCAGAGUCUUUCACAGAGAUUUGGAAGAAAACGUGAGGAAUCGUGCAAUUCUGAUGAGGUGGGGAGUUCUGAUGGGGAGGAGUUUCCCCCACCCCCACCUCCUGUUGCUAUGGAUAUUAUCACACCCAAGCUGCACAAUUACGGAAUUCCUAGUAAGGAGGAGAAGAGCAGUAUGGGUAGUGAGUAUCGACAUCAGGGCAAAGUCAAAGUGGAACAUGGUAUGUCUCCGGGUACGGUUGUGAGUAGUACCCAUAGCCCUGCCAAGACUGUAUCUGCUAGCGAGGAUACGAAUGAAGGAAAUGUAGAAAGUACGUUUGGUGUGAAAUUACGAACACAACCCACGGUGUCGGUGACGGCCCAGGGCACACCGCCCCCAACUCCUCCCCCUAAGUCACAUGGUGUAGUUCAGGGCGUGGCUCAGUCUGUGUCUCGUACAAACCCCAUUGUGUCUCAUCCAAAACCGUCACCGCCACCGAAAGUGUCGUCUGUGAAUGGAGGUCACUCUCCACAUCCGAUCCGUAGUGUUCACAGUGAGAUAGGAAGUGCUAGGGACAAGAGAAAAGACUCUAAUCCUAGCCUGGACCUGAAUACCUCCACAUCUAGUGUCGACUCAAACACUUUGCCGUUCGCUAAUGAAAAUGUUGGGACAAUUAAACAACGCACACCUACUACCAAACCCUCUGUUGUGCUCAUUUCUGAGGAGUUUGGUCAAGGAAAUUCUCAUGUGUUCCAACAUCUGUCUGGCGGCACUAACACGGUUUCUGCUACACAACAUCCUGUCACAUCCCACAGGGAAUUGAAGAAACCAGCGGUGCCCAAGAAACCGGGGGUAUCCAUGGUGAUGACUUCAGGACAUACUACAACAAAACCUGCUGGCGGCGACGUCUUGAACGACAUAGACAACAUGUUACAGGGCUUGACCGAUGAACUGGAUGCCAUGCUGGAGGAGGAGAUGAACCUAGAGUGACCAAUCGGCCAGUAGAGAUGACCAACUUCUCCUACACUUCUGUUCUACGGCCAAUAGUCCACAUCUAGCUGGAGAACUUUAUGUGGCGUAGAGGAUGAACUCCAAUGUCUUUAGGUUGAUAUCUGGGUUACAGAAUGGAUAUUUCAUCAGAGCAUCAUCGUUAUCAUUUCUACGUUGGGAGCAGAUUUGAUCAGACAGGAAUAUUGUGGAAUUUAACAUGUGAAAAAAAAAAUCUGUUUGGAAACAAAUAUCCAUCAAACCCCAUUUACUUACAGUCUCAAAAAUGUCAGUCUGAUAAUUAGGAAUAACAUCAUUCUGUACAUGGAAAAAAGGUAACAUCAACUGUCUUAACAUAAUUGACAAUCAAAAUAUCAAGGAUAGGGAUUUGAUUGGAUGAUGCAUAUUGAACAUUGAUUGGUUACAGAAAAAUCAAAGGAAGCAUUUGAUUGGUCAGACGAUCAGGAGUAGGCAUUUGAUUGAAUGAUAAUGUUUGAAACACAAUCCAGGGUACCUCAUCAACAUCAACGAUUGCUGAUUUAAGGUGCUUCAAAGAUCAAAUGUCUUUUUUUUCUAAAUUCCUGAUUUUAAAUUUAAAAAUCAUAGGUGUGCAAAAAGCUGUACAUUUCAUGUAGGAAAUUUUUUUUAAAUUUUAUGUAGCUAGUAAUUAAGAAUAAUUAAUUUUUGAUAAAAAUUAGUAUACUGACAUUUGAGAUCAUGAUACGGGCAAAAGCAACAUACAUAUUUAACAUCAAGUCGAUAAACCUUCAGGAAUGUGUUCAAGGAAUUUUAAAGAUGUCAGUCUAAUUUGUGUAGUUGUUUAUCUUGGAAAUUUGUCCAGAAACUGUUCUUGCCAGUUUGGUUUGCUCUGUGAAUUGUUUGAUGUGAUAUAUGAAAUAUUUUAUCAGUAUUUAUUGUAGUUCUUUGUCUCUCUGUGAAUCGAGACAUGCCGAAGCUUUAACGGGGACAUUAUGUAAACACAAACACUUGUAUGUCGUCAGACAGUUCCCCUUGUAUGUUUCACUUCUCCUAGAACUUACACUGCCUUGUGAAAAUUAUGUGUAGCUUAUUUCUCUCUGAUGUGUUCUGAUUAUAAUGUUAUUUCCCCAUUUUCAAAAUUAUUUUACAACUAUUCUCUGCGGUGUGAAAUGUGGUAUCUGUUUCAUCUUGUGUAGAAGGGAAUCUUUUUCCAUCAUUUCAAAUAUAUCUUAAAACAAAUACAUUUUUAAAUGAAUUCAUAUUUUCUAAAUUUUUAGGAAUCUUCAAUUUAAUUUUUUUUUUAGUCUUCAAAGAAAUUAUUUCGAAAUCUGGUAUAAGGUAUUGCUUCGCAUGUAAUGCUUUUUGACAUUCCCUACUGGUCAAUGGGAGACAACUCUCGAUCAAAAUGAAAUCCUUCUCAUCAAAGGAUGAUAAUGCAUAUGGCAGGAACUGAAUUUCAUUAAAAUAUUUUUUUUUUAAAUCAGUAAGAUUCUGAAUAAAUUUGAAAAUACCUUCUUGUUUAACUUUCGAUAUUUAUUUAUUAAACAAGAUUGUUGCAACAAAUACAUUUCAGAACAUACCACAGUUUAAGAAAUAACUAAAGUUGUUCUUCAGAUAUUUCUUCUUUCUUUUCUGAAGUGCUUCAAUUUUGAGUAAUUUUCGGAUAUGCCUUUGUCUCAGUAAUUUAAUCUGUUACAAAAAUGUUGCUUUACUUGCAUACAAAAGAAUCUAGAUAUUUUUCAUUUUGCAAAAAAAAUUUUUUUCUUCUUUACAUUUAUAUAGCUUUUCAUAAUAUUACUGGCCUAUGUAUUGUAGGUUGUGCGAGUCGGUACCAGCGCUAUACUUUCUCACUGCCUUUAAUUCAGCAGUGAUGCAAGUACAAUGCAUAUUUGUAUUUUAAAAUAAUUUUUAAAAUGCAUGAUUAUAUUUCUUCUUUAUAUACAUGUAUACUUAAAUUUGUAUUUGUGAAUGUUACCUUUCAAAGGAAUUUCGCUGUUGAAUAUUCACAACUUCAGUUUUAUUUAAAAUGUGGUAAAACUCUUUAAACUCUCAUUGAAUGUUCAUCACUUAUAUGUACUUCUAUAGCCUUUUGUAGGAUGUAUAUAUUGUGGAUAGUGUAUGUGAUCAUAUAUGAUUGGAUGUCUCAUUAAAAUUUGUCGCUGAAAUCAAUGCAUUAAGAAUGAUAACGUGAUGUUCGCUGAAUCUCCAAAAUUAUACAUUAUGUGGAUCAAUAUUAGUAUAUAAUACAUAUACUACGAGAUUUCUUGAAAACAGGAACAAAAGCUGUGUGCAAAAAUUUCAUAGAACUGUUUUGUGCGAGUUUAUUUUUCCCAUAAUGUUAAAUUGUGAAAGUUUCUGUACUUCGGAUACAUUUUUUUUUUUAAAACUAAAGAGUGCUCAUAACUUUGUUCUAGUCUGAAUUUGUGCUUCAGAAUUAAAGACUUCAGGACUACGGGGAAAUGCCCGAGUGUUCAGUAAUUAAAUGUCAACUAUUUACGAAAUUUAUUGAACCAGGCUUAGUAGUGUAGUUGUGCCUGGCGAUUUAGUUGUAGGAUUUUGUGUAAACCGAGGAUAAUUAAUCGUGUGUGAAUUUAAGUUAUUUGGCAAUACCUUAGGAAUAAUAAUGUUAUAUUUGUAGUUUGUUGUUAGAAAUCGUUUUUAACAACUUAUCGAAGUAAUGUUACCAUAUCUUACCAAUGAUGUACCUAUAUCCAAUCAUAAACCCAUGUAAUUCCGAUUUUAAAUAUGUGCAUCUCCGCUUUCGGUCCAUUGGUUGCAGACCUCACUUUCAUUUUGUAGUGUUGCCCUGAUCCCAUCCCAUCCCAUCCCAUCCCAUCCCAAGGCCUGUCAUUAGUAAAAUAUGGUAACAGAGUUAAAUUAUUUAAAUAAAAAAAAUCAAUUAAGGUUGUGUUGAAAAAUGUGAGUGUUGUUGAUCAUAAGCAUGGCGAAAUCAAAAUCAUGGUUGUGUAAUUGCUACGUAAAUAAUGAAAUAAGUCCACCAUUAAAAUGUAGGUAUAUAUGUAUAUAUAUAUAACAGUUUAUACCCCAAUAAACAACUUUAAUGUAAUGAUAUCGUUCUAAUUAAAAUUUAGUUCCAUAACAGCCAAGACUAUUUCUGCAUAACAGACCAAUAUCGAUGAACGAAGUAUGGUUGAAAAUUUAAAAGGUGACAAAUUUAAACAGCUUUAUAUUUUAGAUUUCUUUAAAUGAUUAUUUCAUGAGGAGAAAUGUUUUUUAUGGAAGAUAUGGAAAUACCGAAACAUUACAGACAUUUUAUACAAGUUUAAAUAUGGGAUGUAAUUUUUAUGGUAAGAGGAAGGGAGACAACUCAAUUUCUCAGUUGUGAAAUAUAUACAGUACAUUACUGGUAGGUUAUCCAUUUAAUGAAUAGUUGACUAUCAUACAUCUGAAUUCUAAAGUGCCUCAAUCCUACAAAUGACUAGCUUUCUUCAGGGAACGUGUCAGUUUGUGAAAUUGACACUUAAAUUAAUUUUAAAACCCGUUAGAUGUAUUAUAGAAGUAAAUAGAGAAGACUUUUUUUCUUUCUUAAUUAAUCAUGAAUAUUUAAAAUGAAUGUUCGAAACAUACACACUUAUUUGUGAAUAGUUUGUUUACCCGUUUAACCAUCUCGUGACCAUGUGCCAAGUUUUUGAAUAUUCUGUUACAAUAUUUAUUUUAAGAAUGUCCAUAAGUGUGUGUAAAUGUACGUGUGAUUGUUACAACUCAUUUUUGUUAUUGUUAAAGUUUAGUUAAGAGAGUUGUGGUAUCUGGAUACAUAUUAUAAAUACCUUUUUACAUCAUUAUAGAAAGAGAUCACCUCAUCAACAGGUAACUUUUGUCCUUAAUUAUCAUUGAUCAAUUAGAGCCUUUGGGCACCGUUUAUUAAUUAUGAUACUUAAUUGUACCAGCUGUAGCGGACACUCUACCAGGCAGAUGAACUAUGCCAAAGUCAUCAUACUCAACAUGUGUACACACAAAUGCUGAAAUAAAUCAAAUUUCAGAACGACA
Messenger RNA from Pecten maximus, 8612 nucleotides. RefSeq names its product caskin-1-like. The transcript is spliced from 19 exons. The record is from RefSeq and is a predicted model, not a curated record. Gene Ontology annotation, molecular function: protein binding. NCBI's taxonomy places the organism in Eukaryota, Metazoa, Mollusca, Bivalvia, Pectinida, Pectinidae. The coding region runs from base 378 to 4628 and encodes 1416 amino acids.